UGGAGAAGCUCAGAUCCUACCCCCCGUUUAUCUGAGGAACUCUUUUGGGUAACACAAAAUGAUUUGAUCAUUCAGGACAAAACUACUAGAGGAGCUCUGGACGACGGCUAGAGACCAACAGUCCCUAUAGGUGGCUCUCAGUGUGACAUACCAACAAUGAGCGGGUGUUUUCCAGUUGCUGGCCUCCGGUGCCUAUCUAGGGACGGCAGGAUGGCUGUGCCGGGCGCGCCGCGCUUCCUCCUCACCUUCGACUUUGACGAGACGAUCGUGGACGAAAACAGCGACGACUCGAUAGUGCGCGCGGCGCCGGGCCAGCGGCUGCCCGAGAGCCUGCGGGCCACCUACCGCGAGGGCUUCUACAACGAGUACAUGCAGCGGGUCUUCAAGCACCUGGGCGAGCAGGGCGUGCGGCCGCGGGACCUGCGCGCCGUCUACGAGGCCAUCCCCCUGUCCCCCGGCAUGGGCGACCUGCUGCAGUUUGUGGCCAAGCAGGGCUCCUGCUUCGAGGUGAUUCUCAUCUCGGACGCCAACACCUUCGGCGUGGAGAGCGCGCUGCGCGCCGCCGGCCACCUCGGCCUGUUCCGCCGCAUCCUCAGCAACCCGGCGGCGCCCGACGCGCGGGGGCUGCUGACGCUGCGGCCCUUCCACACGCACAGCUGCGCGCGCUGCCCCGCCAACAUGUGCAAACACAAAGUGCUCGGCGACUACCUGCGGGAGCGCGCCCAGGACGGCGUGCACUUCGAGCGCCUUUUCUACGUGGGCGACGGCGCCAACGACUUCUGCCCCAUGGGGCUGCUGGCCAGCGGCGACGUGGCGUUCCCGCGCCGCGGCUACCCCAUGCACCGCCUUAUCCAGGAGGCGCAGAAGGCCGAGCCCAGCUCGUUCCGGGCCAGCGUGGUGCCCUGGGAGACCGCCACCGACGUGCGCCUGCAUCUGCAGCAAGUGCUGAAGGCGUGCUGAGCCGGCUGUCUGCAGGGGGCGCCCGCCGAGGUGGGGGAGGGGAGGCCGGGAAUGACCAUCUAGUUUUAUAACUCCCUUUCCCCUUUCGCUUUGGGAUGUCCGCCUCCGGGAAUUUCUAGAAUUCCAGGCCCGUCCAUUCGGGACCUGAAGGAGGUUGUUCGGAGCCAUCCCUAUCUAUGCAGUUUAACCAGCUCCGCUGCCUCCCUCAGAUCCACGGCAAAUAGUCAAAUCCUGGAGUCUAGCCCAGCUCGGGUGGUGCACAUACCUGGGAAGGCGGCAGCGUUUCCACACACCUCCUCCUCCGACCUGGGAGGAAGGGGUUCCCUUGCGGGCGAGAGAACUUUUAACUGCUGCCCGGGUCGCGUAACCUCCCCUCUCCCAGGCUUAGGUCAAGGAGAAGUCCUCCCACAUCGGACACC
This is a messenger RNA of Miniopterus natalensis, 1379 nucleotides long. It is a transcript of the gene PHOSPHO1, whose product is annotated as phosphoethanolamine/phosphocholine phosphatase 1. Gene Ontology annotation, biological process: bone mineralization involved in bone maturation. Gene Ontology annotation, molecular function: phosphatase activity. The record is from RefSeq and is a predicted model, not a curated record. Lineage: Eukaryota; Metazoa; Chordata; Mammalia; Chiroptera; Miniopteridae.